This is a messenger RNA of Anarrhichthys ocellatus (wolf-eel), 2225 nucleotides long. It is a transcript of the gene asb14a, whose product is annotated as ankyrin repeat and SOCS box containing 14a. The coding region runs from base 783 to 2225 and encodes 480 amino acids. Gene Ontology annotation, molecular function: protein binding. The transcript has 11 exons. Lineage: Eukaryota; Metazoa; Chordata; Actinopteri; Perciformes; Anarhichadidae. The record is from RefSeq and is a predicted model, not a curated record.
GCAAAGAUCUUUUUAAAAGUGUAGACGGGACGAGCCGGGGAUCAAACCACCAACCCUGUGAUCGGGGCCCUGUGGCCCUAGCUGGGGGGUUUCAAAAGCAAGUUUUAAGACCUUUAAUAUUAUACUUUAACGAUUAAUAUAUACAGUAAUUAAUGAACUACUUUGAUUAUAAAUGAAAUACUUUUUCUAAAGCAAAAAUGCCAAAUGUCUCUGGCUCCACCUCUAACAUCACCUGGGACUCUUCAUGGACAAAACAAUUUAAUCUGAAAAGUAGUUGUCGGGUGAAUCAAAUAUACUGCUCAGUGUAAUCAUGAUCUGCCCUGCAGUGUCACACUGAAUAUCUGCUAAUCAGUUCACUUCAUAAACUCUUCUGGCGGUAAAUAUAGUAACAGGUGUCAGAUCCCCCCUCAGCCUGAGUGCUGCAACCAAACGGCUGAAUCAUAGAGGUCGAGAGCUCACACGAACCUCCAGAGUCUUUCCCUGCAGAAUUGAGACACUUUGAUGACACUAUUCCAGGACAAAGAAUUUGAUUUUGAGUAUAACUCGUGUGUAUUUGCAGUGCUUUACUAUUAAAACACUGUGGAACAUGAAUUCAUUGACAGAACCCAUGCAGACAUAAAGCUCUGGUUUCAGUCACGGGUCAGAUACCUCUCCUCCUCCUGCUGCCGUCUACAGCAACAACAACAACAGAUCCUCUUUUAAUCUGCAGGGACUCGAACAGCCGAGUAGAGGAAACCAAAACGACUCUUCAACACAAACCCACAAGGGCCAUCGUCUUCAUCAUGGAGUUUGUGCGAUUUGGGCUGCAGGAGGAUGAUGAGGAUGAAGACGAGGACGCAGCGACUCAGUACAUGAUCGAACAAAGUCUUCUCGAGAGCAACAAACAGAAGGAAGCUCAGAAACCAAGCUCCGGGCCGGAGUGUGCACACAGCAGCCCGAUCUUCACGGCUAUAAGACAAGGUAACGAGAAGCUCUUAAAGGAUCUCAUCGUCCGACAGAGAGACGAGUUCUCACAGACAGACAGCCGAGGUUGGACUCCUCUGCAUGAAGCAGCAGCUCAGAGCAACCAAACCAUCCUGGAGCUCACAUUCAAAGUUUCAGGCUCAGACUCCGUGGAGAGUCGCACUCUUCGUGGUGAGACUCCUCUCCUCCUGGCGGUAGAAGGAGGUCUGAUAGAAAACGCCUCCUUCCUCCUUCAACAUGGAGCCCAGCCGGACAGUCAGGACCAGGACCAGGACUCAGCGCUGCUCGUAGCGAUCCGUUCAGACCGCGCUGACCUGAUGAAGCUGCUGCUCCAGCGGGACUCCCGGGUGAACCAGGCGGGCUGCCACGGCCGCCGUCCCCUCCACGAGGCCUCGCGGCUGGGUAAGACGCCGCUGCUGACGCUGCUGCUGGAGGCCGGAGCGCAGACGGACCCUCGGAGCGACUACGGCCUCACGCCGCUGGCACUGGCCGCUCAGGCCGGACACCUGGAGGUGGUGGAGACGCUGCUGAGGAGAGGGGCGGACGUCCUGUCCCAGGCGCAGGACGAGGCCUCCAUCUUGUACGAGGCGUGUUCGUCAGGAGAUCCAGAAGUCAUCAGUCUGCUGCUGGAAUACGGCGCCGACGCCAACGUGGCCAAACAGACGGGACACAUGCCGAUCCACCGCGUCGCACACCGAGGACACCUGCAAGCUCUAAAGCUGCUGAUUCCAGUCACUUCUAAGGCAGAAGUCAACGACAUCGGGAUAAGUCCUCUACACUCUGCUGCUGCAGGAGGCCAUCCACACUGCAUCAAGGCCUUGCUGGACGCAGGUUACGACCCCAACUACAUGCUCCAUCCCUGGGCUCGGCGCAGCUAUGACGACGAGAGGAAGUCGGCACUCUUCUUCGCGGUCUUAAAUAACGACGUGCCGUCAGCCAAACUGCUGCUGGAGGCCGGGGCCAUGGCCAACCAAGACCCAGUCAAAUGUCUGCAGAUUUCACUGCGUGUGGGCAACUAUGAGUUGAUCAACCUGUUGCUGAGGUUUGGAGCCAACGUCAACUAUUACUGCAGAAUAAACACAACGCACUUCCCGUCAGCGCUGCAGUACGCUCUCAAAGACGAGGUGGUCCUCAGGAUGCUAUGUAACUAUGGUUACGAUGUCGAGCGUUGCUUCGACUGUCCCUACGGUAACGGCUCCCACAUCCCUGAAGACUACGAGGGAUGGAGCAACUCCGUGAUCAACGACACCAAGGUAACGUAA